This is a messenger RNA of Silurus meridionalis, 4259 nucleotides long. Its product is annotated as chemokine XC receptor 1-like. Gene Ontology annotation, cellular component: membrane. NCBI's taxonomy places the organism in Eukaryota, Metazoa, Chordata, Actinopteri, Siluriformes, Siluridae. Gene Ontology annotation, biological process: G protein-coupled receptor signaling pathway; chemotaxis; immune response. The coding region runs from base 2658 to 3680 and encodes 340 amino acids. The transcript has 2 exons. Gene Ontology annotation, molecular function: chemokine receptor activity. The record is from RefSeq and is a predicted model, not a curated record.
GAAUGUAUUUGACAGGCCUGUAUAAAGUGCACUUAUUGAGAAUUGAAACCGUAAUAUAAUACAGAAACUAGAACAAAGUAAACUAAUAAUUUUUGUAUGUUUAACAAUAUAUUAUUUCUUUACAGACAGAAAUGAAUAUAUGUAUGAAUAUAUAUAUGAAAAUGAAGAUCCACUGCAGAAGGUUUUUCAUAGGACAGACGACGUGGACUUGCAACAAACAUAAACUGUUCACGGCCUGAUGUGAUCAAACAGCAACAACUGUAAAGUUCAUGACUCUCUAAACCAGUCAUACAGGGAAAGUGGAAAUUUGGAACUACCAGCUAAGCUUUUUCCUGUAAGAAACAUGCAUGAUUUCACAAGAACCUUUGUUUCCUUCUGUAUUUCACUUGUGAACAAAACAUCACAUUUACAGUCCUAAAAUGGGUCAGAGUUUCAGAAGAGGCUCAGUGGAUGAUUUCCAGAACGUCUGCUAAAUGCUGUAAAUUCAAAGUGAUAUCAACCAGUAGGGUCACUAAACUAACCACUGAUUUGUUAAUAAAUACUUCUGGAAUAAGUUUAAGUGUACACCAUUGCUAGGUUUCAUUCUAUUUUCCAAUUUUACAUAAUGCAGUAGAUUUGAGAGAACUUGGCUAAUCCCCAAGGAGAAGUUGGAUGUCACAGCAGUCACAAGAGCAACAGGGAGGAUAAACAUUUGACAGAUCAUAAGACAGAUGAAAAAACUCACAUCAUACUGCGCUUCAAGUUACGUGAACAUAAUUAAAAACAAAAACACAACAAAAAAUCAACAAAAACACUGAUGUCCACAGUUCUCCGAUCUUCAGUUGCUAAAUGUUUGGAUAGAACGCAAAUCUAUUGCAGGGCACCAGACACCACAUUUUGCCCUUUCAUAGGGGCAAGCUAGAUCCGUCAGUCUACAUGGUGUGUUACUUAUAAACACAGGGAUGCGUUUAAACAGAUAGCAAACGUGCAGAAAAGCUAAAAACCAUAAACUAGAUCAAAUUUCUCCAUCAUUUUUGAAAGGAACCAGGAUUUAGCAAAGAACCAGAGUAACUGAGGAAGCCUUCAUGUUUAAAGGAUUUCACUGAUCAAAUUCUUGAUCCUAGUUCAAGGGAAAGACAAAUUCAAUGGCACCGCAACUGUGCGGCUAAAAAUUCAUGCUAACAAUUUUGGGAAGAACUACGAUUAGCCGGCAAAGUCAAGCGUCCCAAUACUUUUGUUAAUAAUAGUAUAUGUAAUACUUUAAGGCUGCACAAAUAAAACUGAACUGCUCACAGACUGGAAACAAAAAGUAAUGAAAUGUAUAUUAUUGCUGACAGGAAUAAACAUGUAGCAUACAGCAAAGGAAACUAGCGCAUCUAGCUGGGGUUUAUAGUGAAAAGUUACUGGAAAAUUAUUCAGACUAGAGGCUGCACUUCUUUCUGGUUGAAAUCGAGUCUGUUUUUAUGACACAUUAUAUUUUUGUGAGCAGACAAACAUGAAACCGCAUGUUUACUCAUUCAGGGCGACAUUUUGAAGUAAAUGUUAUUAGGUUAUUGCUAAUCAGUGGAGGAUUUUUUUGGACCACAAUCUGAUAAAAGCCUCAACCACAUGAAGACAUUUUAUAGAUAUCUAUGUUUUUUUAUAUUAUACUUUCCUUGUCGUAAAAAUAUGGGUUAUUAUUUUUGAUAUUUUAUGUCUAGCUAGAUGUUAUGAACCAUUACACCAACUUGGUGUUAUGUCCCAAGGAAACACCUAAUGGAUGAACACAAGUUUGGAGGCACAAUUAUAUGUCAGACAUUAUUUCUAUUUUUAUGGAAAGAUUUUUAUUCAUGUUAUAUUGCACUAUAAAUACAUAAAUGCUUAAAACUACACACGUAAAGCAGCAUGUUAACUCUGUCCAGACAAGUUGCUAAUAGCAAAAUUUGUUCUCUGCAGUGUUGUGAAGCGUCAAGUUCACGAUUAAGUGAGGAGAAAUCGAUCCACAUAUCGAAGAUUGAAAAAAACAUUCACAAAUUAUUGGUCAUUUUCUAAAUAAUAAAAAUAUAGUGCAUCUAUUAUUAAUUAUAUAUAAAUAAUGUAUUUUUUUUGCAAAUAUGUUAAAAACAAUUAUAAUCAUUUUGUUUUUAUUUAAACACAAUUACCACUGGCAAUAAGCUACUAAAAAGAUACAUGAAAGCAAAAACCCUACAUACAAACCUAAACGUGGAACAAAACGAAACAUUGAGGAACAGCUGCUUCAUUCAUAAAAUCAGCCACGAAAGAAAAAAAACUGCGAAAAUACAAAAUGCAAAAACAUUUUACCUACAAAUUAAUUCAAAACAAACAGUAUUACGUCCUACUACAAUGAUGCAGAACAUAAAUAAAAGAGACCCACCUGGAUAGAAUCUCAAAUAAAUAGAAAUGUGUGUACCCUUGUAGUCUUUUUUUUUUUUUAUGGGCGGUUCUUAUGCAAGCAGUGGUAAAACCCGAUUUAAUCAUCUGUCAGAUCCUGAAAGGGAUCUAUAAAGUAUAAGAGGUCUGUACACUCGGUUUGUGCAUGAGCAUUGAAAAAGUCAGUUUUUUACUUAUUUGGGUUUUUUUUUUUUUUACAUCUUUUUAAGUAUUGUGUAAUUGGUCAGGGAGAUAAAACAAACACAGGAAGUCAAUAACAGACACUGGUUUACUGAGAACAGAAAAGAAUGAAUGCAACAGACACGAACAAUGUGGAACCCAAAUAUGAAUAUGCAGACAUGAGCGAGCUUAAGGAUGAACUGUGCCACAAGGAAGCCGUGGCAAAAGUCGGGUCGGUUCUGGUACCGUUAUUUUUCUGCAUUGUGUUCGUGCUCAGUGUCAUAGGGAACAGUUUGGUUCUGGGGAUUCUUGCACACUAUGAGAAUAUGAAAUCGUUGACCAACAUCUUCAUACUGAACUUGGCUCUGUCGGACCUGCUGUUCUCUGUCGGAUUGCCGUUUUGGGUUCACUACUUCAUCUGGGGGUGGAAUCUCGGAGAUGUUGCGUGCAAGACCGUCUGCUUCUUUUUCUACGCUGGGUUUUACAGUAGCGUGGUGUUCCUGAUGCUGAUGACCAUACAGCGCUACAUGGCCGUUGUGUACCCUCUGUCCGACUGGGAAAAAAGACAGGGUUUUGCUUUAAUCCCCACCGUCGCAUGGAUCCUGAGCAUCGCAGCAGCCGUACCAGCUUCCAUCUUCAGCUCGGAAAUACCAGAUCCAGCACAUCCCUCACAACUCUACUGUGAGUACAACUCCAAAAAGGCAAAGAUCAUAUUUACAUACGUACAGAACGGCUUUUUCUUCUGCGCCUUCGUGGUCAUGGGUUUUUGCUACUCGAGUAUCCUAAAGACCAUCAUCAAUACCAGGACCAAAAAGCGGCACCGCACUAUGAGACUCAUUUUCACCAUCGUUGUCGCCUUCUUUCUCGGAUGGGCUCCUUAUAACCUGGUGAAUUUCUUCCAAACUUUAACCCAACUGAACUUGAACUAUUUCACAGACUGCGAGGUCACGCAUCAUCUCGACUACGCCGAGUACGUGUGCAAGCUGCUGGCGUUCUCACACUGCUGCCUCAAUCCCGUGUUUUACGUUUUCGUCGGCCUGAAGUUCAGGAAUCAUCUGAAGGAGAUCGUGCAGAAGAUUUUUCACAGGCCGUCGAGCACGAGUCCGUCUCAAACACGAACUAUCCCUCAGUCCCUCGGGUCCUUGUACUGAAACUGAAGCAAUUUCAGAAGCAGUAACCGAGCUCUCAGAUUCAGUCUAAACAUCUGGAUUAUUGAGUGAAUUGGAGGAACACGAUUGCAUUAAAUAUAUACGGUAUAUAUAUUUUUGUAAAGAUUUUUGUUUUAUUUUUUUAAUAAAAAUUUUUAUACUUGCACUCCUCAUCCUCUUUACUGUGUAUACUGUUUACUGUGUACACCUGUACACUGUCUAACUAGAUGUGAUGGUUUAAGUAUUAAUCAGAUGAUCAGAUGAUCAAGGAACAGCUACUAGAACUCAAACCAUCACUCUUUACAAACGUCCUGAGCAGAAAAGCAUCUCGGACGAGGCCGAAUCUUGUAGCCGAGCUCUUGACUGUACAGUAAAACCCUGAUGAACGAGUAACUAAUAGUACGAGCAAACGGAGAUACGAGCGACCUCGCUCGCUAAAUUUGACCCUAUUUUGCGAGCAAAUUUCGAACGCAGGAGCAAACCCACGCUGCCGGUUCCCCGCUUUCAGCCGAGGGUAGCAUCGGUCGCUUAGUUCAUCUCGUGUCGCUCUCAUUGUUCAGUGCAGCAAAAACUUUUUUUUAA